Messenger RNA from Acomys russatus (golden spiny mouse), 192 nucleotides. RefSeq names its product beta-defensin 50-like. The transcript is spliced from 2 exons. Lineage: Eukaryota; Metazoa; Chordata; Mammalia; Rodentia; Muridae. The record is from RefSeq and is a predicted model, not a curated record. Bases 1 to 192 code for a protein of 63 amino acids.
AUGUGGCCCAGGAAAGGCUACAAAUACUGUGCCGGCAGCCAUCCUGGUACAACCCAUGUCAGGUUCAAAUGUAUACCGAAAUUAGGAAUCGUUUUCGGUGAGAACUGUCAUUUCUAUGGCAACUUGGAAGGCUUGUGUAAUAAUAAGAGAUCCAGAUGCUGCACGGUGCCUGUGAGAAUGGAUAAUAUGUAG